UGUUUUGUCCACCUCUCAAAAAACCUUUAAAAGCUUUUGGUGCCUUAACAACAGGAUAGUUAGCUUAGAACAGAGAAAGCAACCAUGACACAGAAAAAAAUUGCAGAAGAAAUAGAGAAAGCACUGGAAAAAUCCAAAGGACUUAACCUCCACGAACUUCUCUUUUCCUACCAGGGGACUCUCUACCCGAAUACAGUGUGCAGUGCAGAGACGUUCCAAGCCCUGGAGAAUUUUGAAAGCAGAAAAGAUGAUGCUGUGUUGGUUUCCUAUCCCAAAUGUGGAGCAAAUUGGUUGAUUCUCAUUGUGAAUGAUCUGAUUGCCACAACGUUGAAAGUUAAGCAGGAGAACACAGAAUUGCCAUUUAUGGAGUGUGGAGAUCCAGAAAAGUUUCAGAGGAUGAAACAAUUUCCUUCUCCAAGGAUUGUGGCCACGCAUCUCCAUUACAACUACCUGCCCAAAUCUAUUUUCAAAAAUAAAGCCAAGAUAUUGGUGUUGUUUCGAAAUCCUAAAGAUACAGCAGCAUCGUUUUUCCAUUUUCAUAAUAAUGCACCAACCAUUCCCAGUUAUAAUUCAUGGGAGGAAUUUUUCCCAGAAUUCAUGAAUGGAAAAGUUGCCUGGGGAUCCUAUUUUGAUCAGGCUAUCGCUUGGAACAAACAUAUAGAUGAUGAAAACAUUCUGAUUCUGAUAUAUGAGGAAUUAAAGGAGGACCUGGUUUCGGGAGUAAAGCAAAUAGCUAAUUUCUUUGGUUUCCCUGCUACUACUGAGCAAAUUCAGGCUAUUGCAGACAGAAGUACCUUCCAAGCAGUGCGCGAUAAGUCACAGGAAACACAUGGUGCAGCUGGUCCACUGCUCUUCCGGAAAGGCAUUGUAGGAGAUUGGAAGAAUAUUUUUGACAAGCCUCAAAAUGAGCAAAUGGAGGCUAAAUUUAAGGAAUGUUUAGCUGGAACGAAGCUGGGAACCAAGCUGAAGUAUGAUGUCUACUGCAAAACAUGAACGUGUAUCUUGUGGAAAAAAAUAUUAUUUUUAUGGAAGUUUUGAUUGCUUGCAUAAAAAAGGAUAUAACCAGAAUGCACAUUUCACUAUAGCUAAUCUGUGAAACUCUUUAAUAUCACAUUUCUAAUAUAGGAUAACCCUGUAUUAAGCUGCAUAAUAUAUAGCCAGACUAUUUCAUAGAACAAGACAAUAAUUUCUGCCAGAUAUAUGCAAGAAUCUAUUUCAAUAUUUCUAAGGACAAGAGGACAUGAUCUACCUAGGCUUAUUGGGAAAUGUGCCUGUGCAAAUAAGAGUUUUGAAGCACCAGUAAUCAGGGGAUAUCUCAUAGUCCAAUUACUCCAUUCUUCUGUUAUUUGGAGCAAAACUGAAGUACUUGCUUCUGAAGAAUUUGAUAUAUGGAGAGGACCCACUUCAAGAGAGUGAGGUAGCUGCGUCAUUUCACUGCUGCUUUAGAACUUUUAAAAAGACAGACUAUCAAUAUUGACUUUGGGCAAUUCUAUGUUAAUCACCCCAAGGAGAUCAGUGAUUUUCCAUUAGUUGAGGAUAUCACUGAUUUUCAUUCAGGACAUUGAACAUUGAGCAAAGAGAUUGGUAGUUGAUACCAUCUAUUUAUUUCUUUAAGAGACACUGGAAGGAGCUUAUAAUUUUAAGAAUAAUGAGCAUAUCAGAAGUAAAGUUUUACCUAGAGAGGAGGGGAAAGCAUCUUGUCAUGUUAACAGCCCUUCAUUUACCUUGUAAUGCAAUAAUUCACAGAUGAAUAUUGAAUUCUGUUUAUUAAAAUAAUUCAAUAUUAAGACCAAGAUGAAAAUAGAAAAUGAAUGUGUUUAGAUUUUUACAUGCUACACUAUGUAUGAAUCAUGACUUAUUAUUAUAGUACCUGGGAUCACACAUAGUAGCUGUGAUCAUACAAUCUGUUAAUCCAAAACCAAACCAAACACAUUAUAUCUUAGCAUAUUGUGUAGCCAUACAUAACUCUUAGUAAAUCAAAUGUUCAAACUCAUGUUUUCUGAUGUGGAAUAAUCUGUUACCUUUGGUCAUAUAAUAAAUACUUUUCAUGUAUAAAAAUGACAAUUGAGUUACAAUCCUGGGGAUGCAAUAAUGCUUGUAAGCUAUUUCUCCCUAU
Messenger RNA from Thamnophis sirtalis, 2116 nucleotides. Its product is annotated as sulfotransferase 6B1. The record is from RefSeq and is a predicted model, not a curated record. Lineage: Eukaryota; Metazoa; Chordata; Lepidosauria; Squamata; Natricidae. Gene Ontology annotation, molecular function: sulfotransferase activity.